AUGGCUGCUUCGGACUACUAUCCAUAUGAUCCCAGCAAGGCAGGCGCUGGUAUCAUGAUGGUUCUAUUUGGAGGAAGUGCAAUCAUUCACCUUUGGCAACUGUUCAAGAUGAAGACAUGGUUCUUUACAGCAUUUCUCGUCGGCGCUUUCAUGAUGACGCUCGGCUACAUUUUCCGAUUGAUGUCGGCGCGUAACCCAAACAGUCUUGUGCCUUACAUUGGUCAAUCAAUGUUCAUCAUUCUCCCACCCUCACUCUAUGCUGCCACAGUAUACAUGAUCUAUGGACGUAUCGUCAUGUUUGUCGGCAAACCUGAUCUAUCCAUUGUGGCCCCGAGAAAGGUUACCAAGAUAUUCGUAUCUGGCGACAUUGCUGCCUUUCUCCUACAGCUGUCAGGUGGUGGCAUGCAGGUUAUUGACAGCAUGCGUAGCAUGGGCCAGAAGAUAUUGAUUGUCGGACUCAUCAUUCAACUAGCCUUCUUCGGUUUCUUUCUCUACGUUUCUCUGUCAUUCCUGAUACGACUACGCCGGACUGGUCUGCAUGUUAUUGGUGGUCCUUGGUAUCGACUUCUUCAUAUCUUACUGCUCGUCUCAGCACUGGUUAUUGGGCGCUGCGUUUUUAGAAUCAUCGAAAAUGUUGAAGGAAUGGAUGGCUAUCUCUAUUCACACGAGGUAUACAUGUACCUAUUCGAUGCAGUGCCGAUGUUCACUGUGCAAUCUAUUUUCCACUUCUAUCAUCCUGGGAAAAUUCUGAUUGGAGCGGCUUUACCAGGAGACGAUCACUUUAGUUUGCAUCAUGUGUGA
This is a messenger RNA of Penicillium soppii, 801 nucleotides long. Its product is annotated as RTA1 domain-containing protein. NCBI's taxonomy places the organism in Eukaryota, Fungi, Ascomycota, Eurotiomycetes, Eurotiales, Aspergillaceae. The record is from RefSeq and is a predicted model, not a curated record. Gene Ontology annotation, cellular component: membrane. The coding region runs from base 1 to 801 and encodes 266 amino acids. The transcript is spliced from 2 exons.